AUGGAUGCAACGACGCAGCUGACCGGCAUUAAUGCCGUGAUGAACUAUGCGCCGACGAUCAUGGGCAACUUGGGGAUGGUGCCUCUUGUGGGUAACUUUGUGGUGAUGCUAUGGAACUUUGUGACGACACUUGUUGCGAUUCCACUUGCCUGGUACUUCACGAUGCGCCAGAUGUUUCUUGGUGCCACACUUGCGGCGUCGGUGUCGUGUCUGUUUCUGUGCGGGAUCCCCGUGUACCCCGGCGUUGCCAGUACCAACGUGAAGAACGGUGUUGCGAUUACUGGCAUUGCCAUAUUCAUCGCUGCGUUUGAGUUUGGUCUUGGGCCGUGCUUCUUUGUGCUUUCUCAGCAGCUUUUCCCGCGCUCGUUCCGUCCGAAGGGUUCAUCCGUCGUGAUGGUGGCACAGUUUCUCUGCAAUAUCAUCAUCAACGUCUGCUACCCAAUCGCGACGGAGGGCAUUUCUGGUGGUCCGUCCGGCAACCAGGACAAGGGCCAGGCGACCGCGUUCAUCUUCUUUGGCUGCGUUGGCUUUGUUUGCUUCGUCGUGCUGGUGUUUUUCCUGUUUCCGUGGGAAGAGAAGGCACCUCAGGGCCGCGGCGACACCGACGAAGGCCCCGCUCCACCAGAGCAGUAG
Trypanosoma rangeli is the source of this 633-nucleotide messenger RNA. RefSeq names its product hexose transporter. Lineage: Eukaryota; Euglenozoa; Kinetoplastea; Trypanosomatida; Trypanosomatidae. Bases 1 to 633 code for a protein of 210 amino acids. The record is from RefSeq and is a predicted model, not a curated record. The transcript has a single exon. Gene Ontology annotation, biological process: monosaccharide transmembrane transport. Gene Ontology annotation, cellular component: membrane. Gene Ontology annotation, molecular function: hexose transmembrane transporter activity.